Ustilaginoidea virens is the source of this 801-nucleotide messenger RNA. RefSeq lists its product as uncharacterized. The transcript is spliced from 3 exons. The record is from RefSeq and is a predicted model, not a curated record. The coding region runs from base 1 to 801 and encodes 266 amino acids. NCBI's taxonomy places the organism in Eukaryota, Fungi, Ascomycota, Sordariomycetes, Hypocreales, Clavicipitaceae.
AUGGCCAGUAAGGCAGCACACAAGCGGUUGACCCGCGAAUACAAGACCAUCUCGGAGAACCCGCCCCCUUAUAUCACAGCGCAUCCCUCCGAGUCCAACAUCUUGGAGUGGCACUACAUCAUCACUGGCCCCGAAGACACCCCCUACCACGGCGGCCAGUACUGGGGCACGCUCAUCUUCCCCCCCAACUACCCGUUCGCCCCGCCCGCGAUCCGCAUGCACACGCCCUCGGGACGCUUCCAACCCUCGACCCGGCUCUGCCUCUCCAUAUCAGACUUCCACCCCAAGUCCUUCAACCCUGCCUGGGAAGUGUCCACGAUCCUCAUUGGUCUCCUGUCCUUCAUGACGAGCGACGAAAUGACCACCGGCUCGGUGUCGACGACGCAAUCCGAGAAAAAGUACCUCGCCUCGCGCUCUCGUUGGUGGAACUCGACAGGCGGCGGCUCCCAUGCCAAAGGCACCCCGGUUCAAAAGGGAAACAUCAAGGCCGGCGACGGCGGCGCCAAGUUUCGCGCCGAGUGGCCCGAGCUCGAUGCCGAGAACUGGGAAUGGAUCAAGAAGCACAAGGUUGACGCCGCCACGGGGAACCGGCUCGAUGGCGACAACGGAUCCUCGUGCGGGCCGCAGUUGGGCAUCGCAGGGUCGAGCGGCCAUCAGGCGCAGGCUGUGGUGGACGCCGUCGUCCAGCAGCGAGACGCCGGGCGGGGCUGGAUAUACCGUAACAAGCUUCUGGUGGCCGGGGCCGCGAUAUUCGUCUACGUGCUCAUCGCCAGGCUCAUGAGCGGUGAGGGAAUAGCGUAA